This is a messenger RNA of Salvelinus fontinalis (brook trout), 2324 nucleotides long. RefSeq names its product coiled-coil domain-containing protein 171-like. Lineage: Eukaryota; Metazoa; Chordata; Actinopteri; Salmoniformes; Salmonidae. The record is from RefSeq and is a predicted model, not a curated record.
GUGUCCCACCUGCAGGCUGUGUGUGAGAGUAACAGUGUGUGUGUAUCUCAGCUGCAGCAGAGCCAGGAAGGCGUGUUAGUGCGAAUAGAGGAGACAGUGAAACAGAGAGAAGAGGCCUGGACGGCACAGAGACAUGAAAUGGACCAGCAACACACACACACUGUUACACUGCUGCAGGGGAAGAUACAGAUGUACGGUGCUCAGCUUGAGGAGGCCCGUCAGAGACUAUCCUCACUAGAGAAAGAACGCAGCCAGCUAACCAAUGACCUCGCCGUGCUCCAGAAAACCCUAACCCAGUCUGACCUCCAGGGAUCAACCCUGCUCUCAGCCUGCACCCUACUGGCUGGGGCGCUCACACACCUCACACACGUCACACACACACUCCGGACACAGAAAACUGUCCUCGCACGCCGCUUGGCGGAGCGAGAGGGCCUAGAGAUGGAGGUUAGAACGCUAGUACAAGCUCUGGGGGAGGGAAGAGGAGAGGGUGAUGAGGAGAGGAAGAGAGGAGGGGUGAGGAGGUGGAGAAGGUGUGUGGUGUGUGUGAUAGCUGUGAACAGGUUGUGUGUGUUGGGACGGAGGAGCAGGCUGGUGUUUAGGGUGGGUGGGCAGAGGUACCCCUCUAUAGGAGUGAGUGUUUCAGUCUUCCCUCUGGAGGAGAGAGACAUGGACUCAACAGCGCCAUCUAAAGGUGAAGAGGACAAUGCUGAUGAAGGCAGAGGAGGACUGUGUGUGAGGUGGCUCCGUAGUAAAGACAUCUCCUCCUUCAUCAUGUCUUCCAUGGCUGAACUACAGGAGGCCUUAAAACACACAGUUUCUUCCUCUCCGGUAGUAUUGUCUGCCGCUCGUAACAGUCUAUCCCGCCUCCUGGACCACCUCCUCACCCCCUCAGACCAAGGGUCCCAUCUCACACCCUAUGGCGUGAACAAGGGUACUCUGGUUAGUAGGCUGGGACAGGGCCUACACCGACUCACGGCCAAACAGAUGAGCAAUAAGUGUCUGGUGGUUUCGCUGCAGCAACACUUCCUGGUUUUCACCCACCGGCUGCACUCCGCUGAGGUGGAGAGGCGGAGCCUGAGGUUAGAGGUUGCACGCCUCAAACGUGUCACCAAGAACGACCGAGGACCGUGCCACCUGGUGCCAGCAGAGCGGUUUGGCAGUGUGUGUGAGGAGUUGAGACAGGCCUUACAGAGAGAGGAACAGGCUCAGAGUCUACUGAGAGAACAGUCUGACCAGCUACACACACUGGGGUUACGCAUGGACACACAUUGUGGAGAAGAGAGAGAGAGAGAACACACACUCUCACAGGCUGUACAGAGUCUGUCGGACUCUCGUCAGGAGGUGCGUCAGAAGGAGCAGUCUCUAAGGGUUCUGGGUAAACACCUGUCGGGCCUACAGCAGGAGAAGAAGAGUCUGGAGGAGAGUGUCAAACAAGCAGAGGAUGCACUACGCAUGGCAGCCAAGCGUAAGGACUCCCUGGCCAGCUACAUGAGAGCAGUAGAGAGCAGCUACAGAGAGGUCAGAGACCGUAUCGUCCAAUCACGAUCCAACUCCACUAACGAGGACCUCCCUCUGCAGUUACCAAGAGUGCACCUGGAUCUGACAGGACCAGAGAGGUUGCUGGGAGGGCCGGACGUGGCCGCCUGUCAGACCCUGGUGGGGACGUUCUCUGAGUUAUACCACGCAGCGUUCUCCAGGAUUGGCUCGAUGGAGAGGGAAAUCUCCGCCCACCAAAGCCAUGUCUCCGCCCUCCGGAAAGAACUACAAGAUGCCUGUCUCAGAGAGGACGUCUGUUUCAUCCCUGUGUGCGAUUCUCAAUCGUCAAUGACCCCACACCCAGACGACCUCUGUCAACUUCUCGUUGACCCUGAAGCCCCUCCCACAGGCAAACCCAACCCUUCCCCCUCCCUCGCACCCUCCCUCCCCCUGUCAGACCCCCCUAAAAAGACUAAGGGCAGUAAGAAGGCCCCCAAGAAGACUCGUUCUGUACCGUCCAAGGCUCCGUCCGGAAGAUAGACCACAGAAUCACUGUUGUGUGUUACAGUGUAUCUGUGCUACGUCUCAAGCAGCUUCCUGUUUCCUGUUUCCUGUUGACCUGUUGUCCUGUUGUUACACAACAAACAGCUUCCUGUUGACCGGAGACCCGAUGGGUUCCCUUUUGGGAGAACGACCCGUCAAUAUAAACACUACAGAUUCCUUCUAUAUUGUGUAUAUCUGUCCUUUUUAUGAAGCGUUUUGUUACUGUCAUUAAGAGUAUGAAGUAGACAUUUAUUUUAGCUGAAACAAAUGACCUGUAAUCAGUAAACCUUUUGUUACCUGGAAAA